Molecule: messenger RNA, 1197 nt
Organism: Huiozyma naganishii CBS 8797
Lineage: Eukaryota; Fungi; Ascomycota; Saccharomycetes; Saccharomycetales; Saccharomycetaceae
Product: alkene reductase
Exons: 1
Coding region: 1-1197 (398 amino acids)
Molecular function (GO): FMN binding; NADPH dehydrogenase activity
Source: RefSeq, a predicted model, not a curated record
AUGUCUUUCCAAACAAACUUUACCCCCGUCGCUCUUAAGGACGCCAACCUCUUCAAACCCAUCAAAGUGGGGGCCAUGGAAUUGGACCACCGUGUCGUGAUGGCUCCAUUGACCAGAAUGAGGGCUCUUCACCCUAACCAUAUCCCCAACGAGGAAUUGACCCCAUUGUACUAUGACCAGAGAUCAAAGGCUCCAGGUACUCUGAUUAUCACGGAGGCAACUUUCAUCUCCGCACAAGCUGGUGGGUACGACAACGCUCCAGGUAUCUGGUCAGAGGAACAGGUUGCCGUCUGGAAGAAGAUCUUUGCUAAGAUACACGGGAACAACUCCUUUGUCUUUGUACAAUUGUGGAAUUUGGGAAGACAGGCUAUCCCCAGCGCUAUGGCCAGAGAUGGGCUCCGUUACGACUCUGCCUCUGAUGACUUGUACAUAGACGAAGAGACCAAGAAGGCCGCAUUCGAUGCCGGUAUUAAGCAACACGGUAUCACCAAAAGUGAGAUCAAGCAGUACAUUGCAGAGUACGUCCAUGCUGCCAAAAACUCUAUCGAGGCCGGUGCUGACGGUGUCGAGAUCCACAGUGCCAACAGUUAUAUACUGAACCAAUUCCUGGACCCAAUUUCUAACCAUAGAACUGACGAAUACGGCGGAUCUAUUGAAAACAGAGCCCGCUUCUCUUUGGAGGUUGUCGAUGCCUUGAUCAAUGCCAUCGGUGCCGAAAGAGUGGGGAUCAGAUUUUCACCCUUUGGGAAGUACGGUGGUAUGUCAGGUAGCGACGAUCCUCAGGUAUACGAACUCUACUCUUACCUGCUGGACCAAUUGGAAUCGAGAGCACAAUUUGGUAACAGAUUAGCAUACGUGCACCUCAUGGAACCCCGUGUCACGAAUGCUUCCCUGGAGGAAGGCCAAGGUGAAGACCUGGAACAUUCGAAUGAUUUUGCGUACGAACACUGGAAGGGUCUCAUUAUCAGAUCUGGUAACUUUGCCAUCAACCCAGAUAUUACCAAGAGAGUAGUGGACGACAGAACUUUGAUCGCGUAUGGGAGAUACUUCAUCUCAACUCCGGAUUUACCCCACAGACUAGCCGAGGGGUUGCCCUUGAACAAGUACGACAGACCCACGUUUUAUGCACCAAGUGCCGUUGGUUACACAGAUUACCCAACUUACGAAGAGGCCUUGAAGUUGGGGUGGAAAGCCUGA